Molecule: messenger RNA, 1556 nt
Organism: Cynara cardunculus var. scolymus (artichoke)
Lineage: Eukaryota; Viridiplantae; Streptophyta; Magnoliopsida; Asterales; Asteraceae
Exons: 4
Coding region: 80-1471 (463 amino acids)
Source: RefSeq, a predicted model, not a curated record
UCAGGAUCAAAUACUAAAGGCCUCAACCCCAGAAUCAUUUCAACGAAAUUGUUGUUAAAUCUUCGGGUUUUCUUUAGCAAUGGCUACCCAAGAACACCUCCAACUUCAUCAACAAACCAAACGGAGUUGUGAAGAAUUACUUUGCUCAUAUUUAGGCAUAAGUUUCGCAAUCUUUUUAGGGUUCCUCCCCAAGAAAUCUGUUUCUUUGAUCCCAACUCUUCAAACCCAUACAGAAUCACUCUCUAAGAAGCUAUUGCAAGCAGAAGAACAGCUCGAGCAACUGUACUCAAGAAGAAAAGAGGAUUCCAAGGCUAAUGCGAGGGUUGUUGAGAUAUUCGCCAGCCACCGCCAUGGGUGGCAGCAAGAAGAGAAGCGCCUCCUCCGUCAGAUCGAUGAAAACGUCGAGGAAAUUGCCAACUUGAGGGCUAAAGUGGAGGAUCUUGAGAUUAGGGUUGAUGAUUUGAAGAGGGAAGUGAGUGAAAGAGACGAGUUGCUGAAUUUCAUGGCGAAUAGGGAGGAUGAUGGUGGAGGAUACGGCGGCGGCGGUGGCGGUGAUGGAGAAUUCUAUGGUGAAAUGUUGGGGUCUAGGUUUGGGAAACUAAGGGUUUCAGAUGAGGCGAAUAACCAUAACCAUAACCACAAGCAUAACCAUAACCAUAACCAUAACCUUAAGCAUAAUAGCAAUUAUGGUACCAACAGUGUUAUGGGGGAUUGUUAUACGGAGAGAGGGAUUCACAAUGUGGAUGAUUUGGGGUCAAUUUACGAUGGGCAUAACAUGUUUAAUCCUUCAGACUUUUCAAAUUCUGGGGUUUCAAAGUUCUUGGCAGAAAGAUCAAAUCUUUGGCAGGGGGCACAAUAUGAAUCCGUUGAACCAGUUCAUGAUAUGAAGCAAUUUGUAACAAGGAGAGAGUCUCCUUGGAAGGUGGAUGGUGAUUCAUCUGGGGUUUCCACAAAACUAAAAUUGCUCGAACAAGAGCUCCAAAAUUUGGAAAAUAUUGGUGCAAAUGAUUUGUCAAAGGUGCCAUCGCUAAUGAGAAAACAGGCAAAAAGAUAUCAAGCUCUUGCCGGAAAAAUUGACGAUCUUUGUAGAAGAAUGCAGGAGAAUGAUCCUUGUGAACCAAAUGCGGGUUUAGAGUUCCGCACACAGAGACAGACGGAGUUUUUGCUGGAAGCGCUUCGGCUACAGCAGCGUGCAUCUGAAACAGGGCAGAAAUUGAUGGCAUUGCAAACGGAAACAGGGAUGGGGUGUAAUUAUGGGAAUGAUCUGGUGGAAGGCCGUGCCCGAUUAACCACCAGUCUGUCCUUGAGCUCCAUACGAACCAAUUUCCGGGAUAUUCAGAGAAAUUUGGAGAUAUGGUUAGCAAGAAUCAUUGGAGACGUUGAAGGGAUUCUGGCGAGAGAUGGGGCUUCGCGUGUAAAUGAGUAUUAUUUAUCCCCAAGAUAUCCUUUUGUUCAACAGGAAAGAUUCUAACUUCAAUAACACCAUUUAAACUCAAUCUGUACAUGUUCUUUUGGUCUAAUCUUGAAGUUGUGCUAGAAUAUGCUUUUUGCCACGC